AUGCUGAUGUUCAAAUCUACCCAGCAUAAUAUCCCAACUGAACGGCAGGGAUGUGCACGUGGUGUAGGAGCGUGCGCUUCAUCACAUAUGGACUUGGUUCUAGUAGAGCUGGAGAACGUCUCCAAAUGGGAGCAUGCAAAGAAGAGCUCGGGAUUCUUCGGAUUCAUCAAGGACGCGAUGCCAAUUCGUCAGUACACCGACACGGAAAUGGUCUUAUUACGAGCUAGUCUUAUGCUGAGUUAUGGAUAUGUCGUGCAAGCCUGUCCACUCGAUACGCUCACACAGCGACUUCAACAGACAAUCAUCACAUUCUUGAGGCAUUAUUUCGCGAAUAGCAAGCAAGAAACUGUUGUUCGUGAGGCGAUGCUUGAAACCAUGCGGCUAAUAGCCAUUUCCAUACAUCCAUCAAGACUACCUGGAGACUACAGAUUUGAUGCUCGAAAUGAAUUGAUUGGAUAUAUCAAGGAUUACGUGCAAAGCGAGACACCUGAAAUGCUGUCUAGCUCUCUCCGGCUACUGGCGGCAAAAGCUACUGCGGCUCUUGUACGCCUCGAACCUGCUCUGAGUGACGAUGAUGUUUGGGAUUUGGGUUGUGUAUUGACGCAGUAUAUUUUGCCCAUGUGUCGUGAAAAGAGCGGACUAAAAACGUUGGCCUAUGACUUGUUCGACUACGCAUCGACGUCGAUUUCAUCGUUUACGUCGUCUAGUAGCCGUGCCAGUACAAAGAAGGUAUGCUGUUUUUAA
This is a messenger RNA of Cooperia oncophora, 744 nucleotides long. The record is from the annotation of a GenBank genome assembly. Lineage: Eukaryota; Metazoa; Nematoda; Chromadorea; Rhabditida; Trichostrongylidae.